CUGAUGCUUUCUCAUUGGUUUUCAGAAUAAUAUUGCGCCAAACAAGUGGUUGAACAGCACACUAACUCUACCCAGCGAUUACAGCAGCUUUGCUCAACCCAGCAUGCUUGCCUCCAAUGCUUCUGGGAUGUUUUCCUUUUGUCAAACAGGACCAGCGGACCUGGCAGGUUCGUCCUGGGAUGCGACAGUUGAAGGAUCACAGAACUUCCCUGAGCUUGCAGAUGCCGCGGACUAUUAUUCUGGAGAAACCGAGGACUUUGUUCUUCCCUUUGGCCAGAACACCCCCAAGCCGGACCACCUGGAUGCCGCGGAUGAGUUUCAGACCAAAUGGACUCCUGCCGUCUCACUCGAGAGCAAGGCUCUGAAGGCAGAGCCCAUGAGGAGAGGGACUUCACGCAGCUCCACGGGGAGCCACAAGAAUAGGAGCACCAAGGUCUCCACCCAGUCAGCCAAGAAGAGCCGGUCAAGAGUUCAGAGCGUUCUGUCUCAGGCUUCUUCGCAGAUGUCCAAGCUUGACAUGUCAAGUAACGCGUCGACUCACGCCCAGGGCCGCAUUAUGGAUGUUCAGCAAUACCUUGCGCAGGAUCUGGAUACUCUGUCUGUCUCGCCUCAGGUAACUAACGCUGCGUUUUACUCGGGUCUUGGGGUCUUCGCGGAUGGACUGCCCUAUUCUGGCGACAUUGGCGCUACUAUGGCCCAGCAUGUGAAUCCACAAAUCUUCGAUGCUGGUCUCAUCGCCGCCUCGCCACACUCCUGGGGCUCGCUGAGCCCUGUUGACUCGCGGAUGUCUUCCCCCGGAAUUCAGGAUGGAUCAGAUGAUGUUUGGUCUGCGGCUCCAUCCGCUUCUUCUCCAGGAGAGAGCCAAAACUCAAACUCGCCGGCGCUGCCAGGCCAGUCACCCAGGAUGAGCCGCAAACUGGACGCUUCACAGUAUGUUAGCUCCGAUGAGGUGCAAGGCCAGAUGAUGCCCGCCAUGGGAGAGGAUGGCUUUGCCCUUCCUCACGCUGCCUUUGGCUCUCGCCGUGCCAGCGGCGAAGGUGAGUCUGCACGGGACCAUUACCUGUACAAGAAUGCGUUCCCCCAAGCGGACGGCCUUUUCCACUGCCCAUGGGAGGGCCAGGCUAGCUGCAACCACAAGCCCGAGAAGCUCAAGUGCAACUACGACAAAUUUGUGGAUUCCCACCUUAAGCCUUAUCGCUGCAAGGUUGAUGGUUGCCAGAAUGCCCGUUUCUCUUCCACUGCCUGCCUGCUACGCCAUGAGCGAGAGGCUCACGCCAUGCAUGGCCAUGGCGAGAAGCCCUACCUCUGCACGUACGAGGGCUGUGAGCGCUCCAUUCCCGGCCACGGCUUCCCUCGCCAAUGGAACCUGAGGGACCACAUGAGACGCGUGCACAACGAUAACGGGACCACUACCCAGGCAGCGUCUCCUCCCUCGGGGGCCGCCGCCGCGUCCAGGGGCCGGAAGAGGAAGAACGAUGCCCCGGAGAAGUCGCCCAGUCAGGAGAAGCCCAGCUCCAGGAAGUCAUCCAAGGCUGCCGCAGAGCCAGAGGCCCCGGCUCCAAAACAACCCGAGGUUGUCUCUCACCCCGAGCUCGACCAGUGGUAUGAGCAUCAAAAGGCCCUGCAGUCCUUUAUUCAGGGCUGUGCCCAGCCGGACGACCCGCAGACCCUCCAGUACAUCAAGGAUGCCCAGAAACACCUCAAUGCCAUGGGAAAGAUCUCGCACGGCCUGGUCCAGGGAUCCCGCCGCUCGUGGACUGGUUGAAUACUCAUAGACUCAUCCACCGUCUGAACACGC
Molecule: messenger RNA, 1798 nt
Organism: Thermothelomyces thermophilus ATCC 42464
Lineage: Eukaryota; Fungi; Ascomycota; Sordariomycetes; Sordariales; Chaetomiaceae
Exons: 4
Coding region: 104-1765 (553 amino acids)
Biological process (GO): regulation of transcription by RNA polymerase II
Cellular component (GO): nucleus
Molecular function (GO): DNA-binding transcription factor activity, RNA polymerase II-specific; RNA polymerase II cis-regulatory region sequence-specific DNA binding
Source: RefSeq, a predicted model, not a curated record